Messenger RNA from Strongylocentrotus purpuratus (purple sea urchin), 453 nucleotides. RefSeq names its product craniofacial development protein 2-like. Gene Ontology annotation, cellular component: nucleus. NCBI's taxonomy places the organism in Eukaryota, Metazoa, Echinodermata, Echinoidea, Camarodonta, Strongylocentrotidae. The coding region runs from base 1 to 453 and encodes 150 amino acids. The transcript has a single exon. Gene Ontology annotation, biological process: chromatin remodeling. The record is from RefSeq and is a predicted model, not a curated record.
AUGGUGGCUUGGACAAGGCAGAUUUACAUCAGACGAAGGAAAUCCAAUCAUCUUUUCAGGGAAAGAAAGUGGAAGGAAGCGAGGGGUGUGGGAUUCAUCAUAGAGAAGGCUACAGCUAAAUGUGUCUUGAGAUACAACCCGAUCAACGAGAGGAUUAUGACUGUGAGAUUACAGGGGCAUCCUAUGAAUAUCUCCAUAAUUCAGGUAUAUGCACCAACAGCAGAUGCACCGGAGAAAGAAAUCACUGAUUUCUAUGAGAUGGUACAAGGUGUCGUAGACAGCAUUCCUAAGAAAGAUUUCCUCAUAAUAUUUGGUGACUGGAAUGCCAAGAUUGGUAUUACAAGGGAAAAAUCUGAGUUCAUUGGCAAUUAUGGUCUUGGCAUCAGAAAUGAAAGAGGAGAUCGACUGGAAGAAUUUUGUGUAGCAAACAGCUUCAUCAUUGGUAACUCGUAG